This is a messenger RNA of Musa acuminata AAA Group (dessert banana), 1713 nucleotides long. RefSeq lists its product as uncharacterized. NCBI's taxonomy places the organism in Eukaryota, Viridiplantae, Streptophyta, Magnoliopsida, Zingiberales, Musaceae. The transcript has 3 exons. The record is from RefSeq and is a predicted model, not a curated record. The coding region runs from base 741 to 1649 and encodes 302 amino acids.
UGCAGAGGACGCUGGCGAUUGCAUUGGAAGAGGAAGAGGACACGACGCUCGAUCCGGUUCCCAGCCCGAUGCAAGAUGGGCUCGAGCCCAAUAAAAAUGGGCUCGAUCUCUGCCCCCGCAAUAGGACUACAACCUUUCGCUUGCUUUUUCCCCCCUUCGGCUUUCGAUUCGUCGUCUGUUUCGUGCGGCUUGAUUCUUGAGAAGCGAACUGAUUUGCAGGUAAAUUUAGGACAAACGUUUCCACCUUCCUUGAGAUUUCGUGAUUUUUCUUCCUUUUCGCCGCUCUUGGAAUCUGGAAUCAGGGUUAGGGUUUAUCGUUCUGGGUUCCUUUGGACCUCCCUCUACGGCUUCGGAUGACACCCGAUUCCUAGGGUCGUCCUCUGCGAUUUCAUGUGGUAACUGUGCUACUUUCGAGACCCAUCUCGACGAAGUAAAAUAGCUUUUCUUGUUUGAUCUUUCGAUGUUAUUUUCUUGGAUCUGUGCUUUCGAGCUCUUCGGUGAUUGCGCUGCCAACUUGGUAUCAAUCAUGGCAGAGUGAAUGAAGGUAGUACUCUCAGAAGCAAGGAGACCGUCAAAGGGAAGGGUACUCAUGAGUCAUAGCUUCUUUUGUGCCAGCCAGUCUAUGGCUCCAGAAAAAGGAUCUGACCAUGAGAUCUCUGGUUGAAGUUGGUCGAGCAAUAAAAUCUCAGUAAAUGAUCAUCUCCUGAUGCAGUGUUGAUAUUUGACUUGGAAGAAAGCAGAUGACUGAAGUAGUCGAUGACACUGAUGCCGGAAAGAGAAGACGUUUGCCCAUUUGGAUGGCGAGGGCAAGCUACUCCGGUGAGAAAAGGAAUUAUGGGGCAGGAGAUGGAUUGCAAGAUGCUGGUUCCGAGCCAAGGUCCACCGCCAGAACGCAGAAAAGAAAGCCAGCUCAGCCUGUCGACCAUUUGGAUGAGUUUGAAGCGACUCGAAGGACCAUUGCUAGACAAAGAAAGAGAAAAGCAAGUAGAAGAAAUGUCGGCCAGGACAGUUCCUUGAGUAGCAACGGAAUAGGCGAGACAAAAACUACAACAGAAGAAGAAACUGAGCAAGGCGAAACAACAGUCGAUAAUGCGGCUAAUUCCGUAAAGAUCGAAAGCAGGAAGUCUAAAAAAAGGUCCAAAACCAGUGUGGUUCCUUGCUCUCCAGCGAGUAGCGAGAGCGAAAUCGAGCUCACGGUUGAAGACCUGGUGCGGAUUGCGGAAGAGUAUGUAAAUGCUGACCGGCAGAAGCAACACGGAAGAUCGACUGCAAAGGAACCCAGAUCAGAAAUGGAUCCUCCAUGCUCUUCAGAUUCCUCUGUGGUCAUCGGAGGAGCAGGUCCUGGCCAAACUGCCUGCCCCAGCCUAGCAUUAUCAAGAUGCACAAAGACUUCAGGCCCCAAUUUUCCCGAAGCUACUCCGCGAACAGGAGAUGCUGCUCAAGAUAUGUUGGAUCUCCUUCUGGGUCCUCUCCUCAAGAAACCUACAUCCGAAGAGCAUGAGAACAGAACAGUGGCUACAGAAACUAUGAACUUGACCCAUAAACCUAGUGAGCCAUCCACCACGACCAAGGCAAUCUGGAAAGAAGAGGUGCUGCUGACUAAAAGGAAGAGCAGCUUGAAGGAUAAGGUGGCCAUGUUUCUUGACUAGGUGAACUUCUUUCAUUCAUGGUACCUUGUCAAUACAUUGAUCACGUCAACCAACCUUUCUUUCA